AUGCUCGGGACACGGCUGGCACUCCUGGCCCUGGCGCUGGCCACCCAUGGGGAGCUCGGGGCGGCCCUGCAAUGCUACACCUGUCCUGAGCCUGUGACUGUGUCCAGCUGUGUCACCAUCGCCAACUGCAGUGCCAGUGAGACCAUGUGCAAGACCACGCUCUACUCCCGGGAGAUCGUGUACCCCUUCCUCGGGGACUCCACGGUGACCAAGUCCUGUGCCAGCAAGUGUGAACCCUCGGAUGUGGACGGGAUCGGCGAGACCCGGCCAGUGUCCUGCUGCAACAACGAGCUGUGCAACACGGACAGCGCAGUGCCCACGGGCGGCCCCCACCACCUGGCCUUGGCCCUGGCCCUCGCCCCACUGCUGGGCCUCCACCUCUAG
Messenger RNA from Lepus europaeus (European hare), 384 nucleotides. It is a transcript of the gene LYPD2, whose product is annotated as LY6/PLAUR domain containing 2. The record is from RefSeq and is a predicted model, not a curated record. Gene Ontology annotation, molecular function: acetylcholine receptor inhibitor activity. The transcript is spliced from 3 exons. Bases 1 to 384 code for a protein of 127 amino acids. NCBI's taxonomy places the organism in Eukaryota, Metazoa, Chordata, Mammalia, Lagomorpha, Leporidae.